Molecule: messenger RNA, 3121 nt
Organism: Phyllostomus hastatus (greater spear-nosed bat)
Lineage: Eukaryota; Metazoa; Chordata; Mammalia; Chiroptera; Phyllostomidae
Gene: ZNF365
Product: zinc finger protein 365
Exons: 6
Coding region: 301-1524 (407 amino acids)
Biological process (GO): regulation of DNA strand resection involved in replication fork processing; regulation of neuron projection development; telomere maintenance
Cellular component (GO): centriolar satellite
Source: RefSeq, a predicted model, not a curated record
CCUAGCAGCCGGGCAGAGUGCUGGUGUCGCCCCACAACCGCCGCGCUCCAAAACCCCCUGGUGCGCUCGCUCUCUAGAGCGGAGUGCCACGCAGCCCACCGCCCCCGCAGGCCUGCACCACGCUCCGCCCUGGACGCCGCUCGUCCCGGCGCCGGGGUGCGCGCGGGUGGGAGCGGGCCCGGCUCAUCCUGAUUUACGGCUCUGCUGAAAACCGCUUCGCUCCCACAGCAGUAGCACCGGCCGCAGCAGCAGCAGCAGCAGCGGCUGCAGGUGCAGCAACAAGUCGGGACUUUUAGAGUAAUGCAACAGAAGGCUUUUGAAGAAAGCAGAUACCCCUGGCAGGGAUCCUUUGAGAAUGUUGCUGUGUGCCUGCCAUUCCGCUGCCCGAGGUGCGGAGACCAUACCAGGUUUAGAAGCCUGUCGUCGUUGAGGGCCCAUCUGGAAUUCAGUCACAGCUACCAGGAAAGAACCCUAUUGACAAAAUGCAGCCUCUUUCCAUCCCUCAAAGACACAGACCUAGUCACUUCCUCAGAACCCCUGAAACAGGGGAAAUUGCAGAACUGUGGCAAUGUAGUAAAGCAGAAACCCAGCUAUGUUAACUUGUAUAGCAUUUCGCAUGAACAUUCCAAGGACAGGAAGCCAUUCGAGGUGGUGGCAGAAAGGCCUGUGUCCUACGUGCAGACCUACACUGCCGUGGACCUACGUGCUGACUCUCUGGAUGAGCUGCGGUCCAGUCCCGGACUUCCCAGCCCAGACGCCAAAGCUGCUUUCGAGGCCCAUAUCCGAGAAAAAUUCAAUCGGAUGGUUGAGGCAGUGGACAGGACCAUCGAGAAGAGAAUCGAUAAACUCACCAAAGAGCUGGCCCAGAAAACUGCAGAACUGUUGGAAGUCCGGGCAGCUUUUGUCCAGCUGACUCAGAAAAAGCAGGAAGUUCAGAGGCGAGAGCGGGCCCUAAAUAGACAGGUGGACGUGGCCGUGGAGAUGAUCGCAGGGCUGAGGCAACGCCUGACGGAAUCUGAGGAGGAGCUUCUCAGGAAAGAAGAAGAAGUUGUUACAUUCAACCAUUUCCUCGAAGCAGCAGCAGAGAAGGAGGUUCAAGGGAAAGCUCGGCUCCAGGACUUCAUUGAGAAUCUGCUGCAACGAGUAGAACUGGCCGAAAAGCAGUUAGAGUACUAUCAGAGCCAGCAGGCCUCCGGCCUCUGCCGGGAUGUCAGGGAGCAUGUGCUUACAGAUAUCUCUUCAAACAGGAAACCCAAAUGCCUAAGCCGAGGGCACCCACAUUCAGUGUGCAACCACCCGGAUCUCAAGACUCAUUUUCAUCCAAAGGGAAGGAGCUACCUGAAAAAAGCCAGGGAUGACAGAGCCAGCCUGCAGCCUGCUAAGUCCAUCCAUGAACAGGCCGAGACCCCAAGAGAACUCUGCAGACCACCAAAGAAAGGCGAGCCUCUGGGGUUUAGUCGGAAAGGCAACAUCAGGCCCAAAAUGGCCAAAAAAAAGCCAACAGCACUCGUGAACAUCAUCUAAUAGGGUAUCUGAAGUAUUCAUUGUACACUGCUUUCUAAAGUGGUUUCUGAAAUCAGCAGUACAUGUGGGAUCCAGAAUCUGAGACUGUCUUCCUCUCCUGCCCUGAAAUGGCCUUUGCUUCCACAAAGACCCAUCUGUUAAGAAUCUCCUGUUUUAUGACUUUCUUCAAGAAUGAACUUUCAUGGUUUUUAAAUUUAAUAUUAUCCUCAAGUCUCCUGCAGAGUUUACAAGUGCUGACAUCCUCUUGGAAAUAAGAAUAAUUAUGUACACAAAUAUAUACAUGUAUACAUAUAUAUAACAUACAAAAUAUAUAUGUCAAGUAUAUUAGUUUAUUUUUAAAUACUCAUGGAAAAGGUGUGUGUUUGUGGUGGGUGGUUUUUAAACUAUAUGUGUUAGCUCAUGUAAAUUGAAUUCUGUCAUUUUAAAAAUUAAAACUGUAACCUAAUUAAGAUUAGUAGAAUUAUGAUUAUUACAAUAAACAUCAGAUUAGCAAUGCAUUAAAAAUAGGUAAUAAAGCAAUUACUUAACAUGACAGUACAUUGAAAAGUAUAACUUGUCGUUAUACAAAUAUUUUUAACCUGUUAUAGUGAAAAUGUUGAUUUUUUAAUCUUCACUUUGACUUUCGGCUCUUGGGGGUGGGCCAUUCCUGUGGUGUAAAGGCAACUAUCAAGUGGGAAAAAUGUUGCUGUGAAUAUCACUGUUUGGGCUAACACUGUAAAAUUGUGAUGUUAUAAUUAUUUACUUGGGGAAUUAAUAUUCCCCAAGGUUAUUUAUUCCUGAUGUUCAUACCAUGAUUGCACUUUGGCCUUUACACACUGAAAACUGACUUGUUGAUUGUAUUGCAUGCUGAUGGUCCUAUAACAUGUGUGUGCAGCCACAACUUGUUUUUACAGGUGGUGUAACCAGACUAUUUUUCUAAUUUAUUUAAUGUAAAGUACAUUUUCGAUUUUCAUUUGAUAUGCCGAGAGAGAGCAUGACAGCUUUCUUUGACGGUGGUACCUGUGAUCUUCAGAAAGCACCAUGUCGUUUUACUCUAUGUACAUUACACAAGGGAGGUGAUUUUUAAGAUGUAUUAUAUUUAAAUUUUUUUAAGUUUCAACUAAAGUGUGAUCCUCACACAAGCAAACGCAUCACAUAUGUUGUGCUUCCUUAGGCACAUAAAUUCGCUACAGAAACGUGAAAGCUAGCUCACUCCUACAGAUACCCUACUUCCAUUCCAUGGCCUGAGCUGGCUGCCAUGGCCCCCUUGUGUCUUAUUUUCAAUUUUCUUUUUUUGUCUACAUGGGAAGCCAACCUUAGAGUUGCUCUUUGGAAGAAAUCACCAGAGUUCUGGGAAAACAUGUUAAAGGUUAAACUCAAGAAUGGAUCUAAUUUGUUUUGUAAGGAAAAUAAUCUUUAUUUGAACUGUUUUUUCAUGUUUCCCCCCAAACUAGGUUACAGAUUCUUAACUGCAAAAUUCAGAUUUCUUAGAGACUGUUUUCCAGUAUUUUGCAGGGUCGAUCAGUUGUCCUGUAGUUGGAAUAUUCUCUUCCAAGAAUUAAAAAGAAAGUUUUUAAAUUAUGAAAUAUUAUAAUAAUAAAGCUAUAUUUCUGAUUAA